Molecule: messenger RNA, 2036 nt
Organism: Magnolia sinica
Lineage: Eukaryota; Viridiplantae; Streptophyta; Magnoliopsida; Magnoliales; Magnoliaceae
Product: protein DETOXIFICATION 41-like
Exons: 8
Coding region: 31-1569 (512 amino acids)
Biological process (GO): xenobiotic detoxification by transmembrane export across the plasma membrane
Cellular component (GO): vacuolar membrane
Molecular function (GO): antiporter activity; xenobiotic transmembrane transporter activity
Source: RefSeq, a predicted model, not a curated record
AUAAGAUUGCAGAGUCAUUGCAUGUGAGAGAUGGACGAAGGUGUUGAUUCUAGCAUCCAUCAAAUGGGGGAGAGUGCAUCAGAACCGUUGAUUCACAACAGCUCGAUCAUCCAUGCAUCGUCGGAUGAGAUUGAGGGCCUUCUGGGGAGGGAGCCGGUCCCAAUUCGCUCGAUGAUCUGGGCCGCUGCUUGGGAGUCGAAGGUUCUGUGGACGCUAUCUGGAGCGUCGAUCAUCGUGUCCAUCUUCAAUUUCAUGCUUAGCUUAGUGACCCAGAUGUUCUCGGGCCACCUGGGGGCCUUGAAGCUUGCUGGAGCGUCGAUCGCCAACGUUGGAAUUCAAGGGCUGGCGUAUGGGAUCAUGUUAGGCAUGGCGAGCGCGGUGCAGACAGUAUGCGGUCAAGCCUAUGGGGCGAGGAAAUACAACACAAUGGGCAUCAUUUGCCAGAAGGCCAUGAUCCUGCACUUGGGUGCUGCUGUCCUGCUCACAUUCCUCUACUGGUACGCCGGGCCCGUCCUGAUUGCGAUCGGGCAGUCGAAGGACAUCGCCGAGCAGGGUCAGAUUUUCGCAAGGGGCCUGAUCCCACAGCUCUAUGCAUUUGCACUCAACUGUCCAAUGCAACGGUUUCUUCAGGCCCAGAACAUUGUGAACCCUUUGGCAUACAUGGCUGUAGGUGUUUUUCUAUUGCAUACACUCCUUUCAUGGGUGGUGGUCUAUGUUUUGGAUUAUGGGCUUUUGGGAGCUGCUCUUACACUCAGUUUCUCUUGGUGGGUCCUUGUAAUUCUAACUGGGCUUUAUAUAGUUCUGAGCCCAUCUUGCAAGGAGACGUGGACAGGGUUCUCCGUCCGUACCUUUGUUGGGCUUUGGGCCUACCUCAAGCUGACCGUCGCGUCGGCUUUUAUGCUUUGCUUGGAGAUAUGGUACUUCCAAGGGAUUGUACUUAUAUCAGGCCUCCUUCCUAACCCUACAAUCUCUCUUGAUUCAAUUUCCAUUUGCAUGAACUACUUGAACUGGGACAUGCAAUUCAUGUUGGGCCUCUGUACGGCAAUCAGCAUUAGGGUGGGCAAUGAGCUCGGUGCGGCCCAUCCAAAGGUGGCGAGAUUCUCCGUAAUUGUCGUGACCACGACGUCGGUCCUUAUAAGUAUAAUUUUCAGUGUGAUCGUGUUGAUUUUUCGGACCCCGUUAAGCAAACUUUUUACCAGCGAUGACGAUGUUAUCGACGCCGUUUCAGACCUCACUCCGUUGCUCGCAAUCUCUGUGCUCUUAAAUGGAAUUCAACCCGUGCUUUCUGGUGUGGCCAUUGGAAGUGGUUGGCAAGGGCUAGUGGCGUACGUUAACCUGACCACUUAUUACAUCAUUGGUCUCCCCAUUGGAUGCGUGGUUGGCUUCAAAACAAGUCUAAGAGAAGCUGGGAUUUGGUGGGGCAUGAUCUUUGGAGUUCUUCUACAGACCAUAGCUCUCAUUUUCUUGACGGUCAGGACAAACUGGAAUAAAGAGGUUGAUAACGCCGUUGAGCGCUUGAAGAGAUCAACGGAUGAGGAUACUCGAAAUCUAGUGGACGCCAUUGCAUGAUCAUUCCAUGGACCAUAAGAAGAUCUACUUCUAGGACUGUAGAUUUGAGAAAUGUGAUGGAUACUCAUCAUACGUCCCAACAAGUGUGUGCGAUAUCCGGGCCGUCCAUCUUUCGGGCCCCACAUGAACGUGCAAUGGCUCAAAAAAUAAUCCGGUCCAGCCAUCAUGCAGGCCAGAUUGUUCGACCACUGCACAUCACUCGGAGUACCUAAUAAAUGGCUCAGAUCCUGCACAUAUGUGCCACGUUUUGCAUGUAUGGGGAUAUAUAGUAGGACCCACAUUGGAAUGUAUGGGAAUGGAAAGAUUUAGAAUGCUAGUCCUUGAAAGCAGCCUUAGCGUUGAUCCUUAGAUUUUUGUAGUUAGUUGAGAUCUACGGUGUGGAUCUUCGGUCCCAUAGUGAAUUUUCGGCAAAGAGUGUACUUUAUUUUCUUCUAGCAGAUAUGGAAGUAGCUUUUGCAAAUUUUUUU